AUGCCGGAAGUGAAUUAUUAUAGUAGGUGUGUAUCUAUGCUUGAGCAGGACCUGAGCUACUGGCUGGGACACAAGGGUCUGCGUGAGCUCUGUCUGUCAAAAGGCGGAAAAUGGAAGGAACUAUUUAUUGGAAGAAAGAGGUUUCUUUGUGUUUUAAAUGUUUUGGAUGCAGUUCCUCUCUCGGACAUUGAAGACUUGAAAGCAGGGGCAGAGCUUGUUUUUGUCAAAGCUGAUGUCAAAGAGAUGUUUGAAAUACCAUUAAAAAAGUACUUCAAGCCCCAAAGAAAAAGGAAGAGGAUCUUGGAGAAUCCCCAGCCUGGAAGAAGGAAGCUUUGGUGUUAUAGGAUGAAGGUGAUAAAACGGGAGUUGUGCAGGAAUCGGCAUCAAGAGGUUGUUCAGGUAGAUGGAAGUCCAGAGGGAGCUCAGCCUCAAGAGGUGGUCCAGGAGCAGGUUCAGGCAGAUGAAAACCCUGAAGGAGCUCAGCAACUCUGCUCACCAGUACAGCUGGAGCAAGGAGACCAUCCCUCAGCAGCACAGCUACUGCCCUCUGCUCAAGAGCCCCAGGGAGGGAAUGCUAUCCAUGUGCACCCACAGAGGCAGCCAGAGCAAGGAGGCAUGGCCCCAGACAUGGGACCACAGCCAGCAGACCCAGGGUGGGAGUUCCCAAAAGUGACUGUCGAGGUGCAGCCCCGGAACAUGAGCCUGGGGUGGGACUCCCCGGAGGUGACAGUGCGGGUGCAGCCCCAGAGGCCAAGCCCAAGAGGGGAGGCCCCAUCAGUGACAGUGCAGGUGCAGCUACAGCAGCGGGGCCCAGGGCCAUCUCUCCCACAGGUAACUGUACAGCUGCAGCCCCAGGAGAGGGGACAAGGCACUGCUGGCAUCAAGGUCACAGUGCAGCUGCAGUUGGGCUGUGACCCACGAGAGGAAACCUGCUUCCAGAACCAAGGUGUGGGAGUGUUAGACAAUGGACAAGAGUGGACCCCUCCAAAAAAUCAGGGAGAGAUGAUAAGAUCGGAGGGUGAGAGAGAGCUUGCUGUGGUGGAGCUUAUGCCACAGGGGAUUCUGAGCCAAGAACAGGGUCAAGGAGAAGUGGAAAAAGCCCAGCAGGACAAGAGCCAAGAGGAAAGAGCAGGAGUGGUGGAGCUGCAUAAGAUGCAGGCUGGAGGCAAAGCAGACCUGAAUGGGUUGGUGACAGAGGAACAGCUACAGGAACAGCAAAAAGCACACCUGCCUCUGCAAAAGGAAGACCAAAGAAGUACAGAAAUGAGACAGGAGCAAGGUAAUAUCCAAGAAGGGCCCAGGGGGAUUGUAGAAGACCAGAAGGAAGACCUAAGACAAGAACUGCCUAAGAAACGUCCAAGAGAGGCUCCAAAUUAUUUUGUUGCUAUUCCAAUAACAGAUGAUAAGAUUUUGGACAGAAUUGAAGAUGUUCAAGAACUCAUAUUCUCUAAAGAACCUGACCUGUCAAGAGCUCUUCUUCCUGUUCAAACUAUGCACCUUACUAUAAUAGUAGCUCAUCUGGGAACAGAAGAAGAAGUGAAAAAGGCUGUUCUGGCACUGAAGCAAAGCAAGACUAAAGUGGAAGGCAUCUUGCAGGGUAAAGACCUUAAUUUGACAUUCCAUGGGAUUGGAGAGUUUAAUAACCAAGUGCUAUAUGUGAAAAUGUUAGAGGAAGACCAAAAAAUGCUUAACAGAAUUGCAGAAGUUGUGGAAGAAUGCUUUGUUGAAAUGAAUCUUGACAUUUCAGGAAGUAAGGACUUCAAACCACAUCUGACUUUCCUGAAGCUCUCUAAAGCAUCAAGGUUGAGAAGAAGAGGCUUCAGGAAAAUUUGUACAGAUCUGUAUAAGGAAUAUGAAGACAGCCACUUUGGCACAGAGGUCUUCAGUCGAAUUGAUCUCUGUGCCAUGCGUAAGAAGAAGCAGGAAUCUGGUUACUAUUACUGUGAGUGUUCAAUCAAGGUGGGCUCCAGUGGUAAGGAAGAGAGUAAAGAGCAAGAAAUGCAGACAGAAGAUGUGGGGAAAACAAGCGGUGAAGACCUCCAAAACAAUGUAGUGAAGGCUGAAAUAGGAGCAACUGCUGCAAGCUGUAAGCUUGCCUCAACAGUAGUAGCUGAUGAUGAACCAUCUGAAAAUGUUGCUGAGGCCUCAAUUGCAAUUAAAGAAAAAGAAAUCAAUGAGGCAAAGGGACAGCCUGAAGCUACAGAUGGGACUUUUCCUACAGCUGGAGAUAUCUGCUCAGAGUCAGUACUUGGUCUGCUGCCAGCAAGUUCAGAUGUGUUGAAAAGCUUGGAAAUGGAACAAGAAAAAGCAAAGAUAACAGAUGGUAGUUUGCAAAAAAAACUGAAGGAACAGAAUAUGCACCUGGUCAGACAAGUUUGGGAUAAAGUUAUUGCAGCCCUUGGUGAACUUGGUGAGGGUGGAGAAGGCAGACAAGUACAGUGGGGCUGAACUGCACUGGGCUGAGGUCAGUGGGGUGGGUAUGGUGAAUUCUUUUUUGGCAGCAAACAAUCUCUUUCAGAGUCUGAUUUAAAAAAAAUAUAGAGCAAAAUCUGAGGGCAACAUCACUGAAUAUUGUAAUGGUGAAAUGCCUGGCUCAAAACCUGUACCAUCAGAGUGUGUGUGUAAGCAUGUGUACCACAAAGACAAGCGAGCUGUGGUUUACAGAAUCAGACCCUUCAGCAGUCAUCCAUUGAUACAAAUGCUGUUUCCAGACGCCUCUGAGGCCCAAAUGCACACAAGAAGCUUGGCUGAGUUUCUUUCUGCCCUGCUUCACCCCCUGCCCUGGGUCUGCACCCUCAGCUUUUCUCCUUUGCCUGCCUUCUCCUCUCUGAUUACUGCCUAAAGACACCUCUCCUUGCUUAAUGCCUACAGCUGCUCUCAUUUGUGACUCCAAGCCAUGACUGCAACACGGACAUUCAUUGCACCUCUAACAGGUGGAUGAUGCUAGAUGUUAAUGCACUAUUGUGAAGUACAUGCUUUCCUUUGACCUAGUAGCUAUUUAACGAGAAAAUUAUUUUGCCUGACUUAAGGAAAUACCGUUUUUGAAAGAAAAUGAGGUACAGCGUAAAUGCAUUCCUUUGUUUUCCUCUUCCUCUCCUUUUAUCUAACAAAUUGUCUUUAUAAAAUGCCUUGAGGGGAGGAUAGGAGGGACAAGAGCGCUUUUCUAGACCGAAGUUUUGGCCGGGGCUGACGCUUCCUGGCUUUGCCCUUCGCUGGCCGAGGUCCGAGCAGAGCGGUGCCCGCUGCCCCUCCGGCUCGGGGGCGGCGUUCCCGGCGGAGCCUCGCGGCAGCGGCGCCAGCAGAUGGCACCGCUGGAGAGCCAGAUGCGCCGCGAAGGGAGCGGCCGCCGCCCGGCCCCGAGCAUCCCUGGAGCCGCGCGGAGGGAGUCGGUCGGGCACCUGGAAAACGUCUUCCUUUACCUACUCUAAUUGCCCAUUGAAGUGGGGUACUUGGAAUCUUAAAGGCUCCUUUUUUUUUUUUUUUUUUUCUUUCUCCUUGGGGGAAAAAAUAGUGCGCAUUUCAAACAAGAGCGUGCGAUCAAGAAUUAGCUCCUCCACGCACACAAAAAGUGUAGCGGCAUCGAGCAUACGGUGUUUUGGUUCCCUACAAGGUGUGUGGGAAUACACGUUUAGGCAGAACGGCCAGGAUGCGCCCUGUUAAAUUGACAUUAGGCUGGUUUAAAGCUUGUUACCAAACAUUUUAAAGAACGAAGAGCUGUACUUGUGCAAUUUUCACAGGGAGUAGGGAGAAACAACCCUCCCCAGCCAGCCACUGUGCAGGAGGAAAGGAAAGGCUCUGAAUUUAAUGAACCUGCUUUGUACUCACACUGGGGUCUGUGUCAGAUCCCUUGUGUUGCAGUGCUUGGCAGAGCAUUUAUUUUUAUGUCCCUCCACUGAAGGUUGUGGACUCUGAAAAGGCUGUCCCCAAAUGGUCUUCUAAAUGCAAAUUCCAGAGUAGCUAUUUCCAGCUUCUCUGGGGUCUUAAAAGGGCAGCUAAAUUCUUAACGGAAGACUUUAAGUUUAUUUUGGGGGAGUACUUAAGAGUGACACCUCAGGGAGCAUCUCUAUAUCAAGGCAUUCUGGAAUUUUUUUUUUUCAUGAAAACUUGCUUCAAAUAUACACUGAGGACACAGUGUUUCUUAGGUUUUGGGUUUUUUCUAAUUCAGAAAAGGAUUAGCAGCAUCAUUCACUGUAAGAACUGAAGUAGAUUCAAUGGCCUAGGACCAAAUACACUUUAUAACAUGUUGUAUUUCUUAUUAUUGAAAAUGUUAAUUAUCUUUUUAUAGACAGAUGGCACUGGAGUGUAGCAAAUGUGCGGUGAAUCUGCACUCGUAAACACUUGGGGGUUUAGUGUGUAUAGUUCCAAUUAAGUUUAACUCUGGUUUAGGGUUAUUAUAAUGAUAGUAGGGUAAUUAAUUUCACCUAUCUGGGGAGCAAAAUAACUUGUUUUGGGACAUGAAGUUAAUAUAUAUAUAUAUAUAAAGUUGUAUCUUUGUGAUUAAUCUUGACAAUUCAGAAGAGUGUUUGAAACCAAAUAUCUACCAAAUUUAUCUGUUUAGUCUGUAAUGACAACCAAGCAAAAAUUAGCUUCUGUAAUGCUGUUCAAAUAAUAGACAUGUAUUUUCAGCUUUGUAGUGGAGAAUAUAAAAGAAGAAUAUAUGUCUUAAAUUUUGUUGGUGCUCUGCUCUAACAGAGAUUUGGUUCCCUGCUUUUUUAAAAAUUCAAAUUAAUUGAAAUUUUUUUGAUUAUCAGACUCUUAUCAUGUGAAAUAAGAGGGAGAGAGUUUGUGAAAAGAAAAUCUUUAAACUGCUGAAGAAGAUUAAUUAUCCUUCUUUAUUACUACUGUAGGGAAAUUACACUGUGAAUUUGGAUCCAGAAGGUAGUUUGAUUCACUCGUUAUGAUCCCUGCAUUUGCUGUUCUUUUCCUGACUUUUUUUUUUUUUUUUUUUUUUUAACCCUUUAUGGUCUCUAACUUGCCUGGUUUUUUUCCCUUUGAGUAAUUUUCUUUAUAAGCACUAGCAGUUUAUGUAGAAAUGCAAUCUACUACUAUCUUGUAAUUGAAUUUAGUUGAAUGUAACAAGUUAUUGAAAUAAUGUGUAACAUUGGAUUUGGAGAGAACUUGUAAUAAACAGU
This is a messenger RNA of Hirundo rustica (Barn swallow), 5132 nucleotides long. RefSeq lists its product as uncharacterized. Gene Ontology annotation, cellular component: cytosol. Gene Ontology annotation, molecular function: protein kinase A regulatory subunit binding. NCBI's taxonomy places the organism in Eukaryota, Metazoa, Chordata, Aves, Passeriformes, Hirundinidae. The record is from RefSeq and is a predicted model, not a curated record. The transcript is spliced from 8 exons. Bases 1 to 2448 code for a protein of 815 amino acids.